CGGUGGCUCGGAAGGUUUAGCCGCUGUUCGCGCCGCGCUCGAACCCUCGGUGCCUAGUCCAAACCGUCGGCGCGAGAGGCGCCCCAGGGCGCGGGAGUUCAGCCUCUGAGUCUGUAGGAGAAUCGGUCCCCGCCACUCUCUCAGAUGAAAAGUUGAAAGAUUAGGAGCUGAAUCUAAUAUUAAAUAAUGGCAACAGGUGACUUAAGGAGAAGCUUGCGGAAGCUACAACAAGUGCUUCGUUCGAUAAAUUACCCUAACGAAGUGGAUUAUAUUGGUUUGAUGAAGGGAGAAACAGCAGCAUUUUUGCCCAUCAUCAGCUAUUCUUUUACCUCAUAUUCCCCUUAUGUAUCAGAACUUUUGAUGGAAUCCAAUGUGGAGCUCUUAGCAAAGAAUGAUGUGCGCUUUACAGAUACCAUCUAUAAGCUUCUUCGUGAUCAAUUUGAUUAUAAACCAGUUUUGACAAAAAAGCAGUUCAUACAGUCUGGAUUUGCUGAGUGGAAAAUCCAAAUUGUCUGUGAUAUAUUGAAUUGUGUGAUGAAAAAGCACAAGGAAUUGAUUGCCGUUGAAAAGAAUCUGUCAUGCCAAAGAAAGAAGAACAUCUCGGAAGAGCCGGAGGCUUGUUCGAACAAGGAGAAAACCCCUGCCGAGGCUGUUGGCUUUGAUAUCACUGGCAGGUUUAUGACUUCAGGAAAGAAGAAAGCUGUGGUGAUCCGACACCUGUACACUGAAGACAGUGUCAACGUUCCUGAAGGGACAGUAAUUUCCACAGAAGUGAGUGAUGGGUGUGAUGAGUCAGAAGAGAAGACUUGUGAAGUAAUGACACCUGAAGAACAUAUCUCGGAAGUCAGGGCUGAGCUGCAAGCUAUCUGUAAUAAUCCUCAGAUUACUGAACUUCAGAUCACACUGGCUGAAUGUCAAGAAAAGCUUAAGAAGCUGACUUGGCUAGAGAAAAGAGUGGAGUGUUUGGAAGCUGCAGUAAAAGGGAAAGUGAUGGUUGAUGAAAAGGCCUGGAAUAACCUUCUAAGUCGAGUCACUCUUCUUGAAACAGAGAUGCUUUUGGCUAAGAAGAAUAUUCAUUCUGAAGAGAAUAAUGCAGCAUGUGAAGACUAUGAUUCUGUUAGUGGCAUGGAUAUUAUACCCUAUGAUAAAAAAGACAGUGUUGGGGAACCAGCAAGUACGUCUCGGUUGUCUAGCUGUCCUACAGUUUCAUCAGAGUCAACACCCUGGAGCUCCACUAUUCAUUACUGUAGCUUCAAGGAUUUUUCAGAGGAAACAACAAUCCGGAAAAUGGAAAGGAUGGAAAAAAUGUGUCAGCAGAUUGUUCUUCCCUGGAAGCCGUCAUGCAUUUCUCUUACGCCGAGAAGCCUGGAAACUACUGUGAGUGGGUCUGAAUAAGAGCAUGCAGGAAUACUGUACGGAAUGUGUAAGAACCUUACCAGUGAAGUUAUUCAACUCAUCAUGCCCCUUGCUCUGGUUCCUUCUGUGUUGCGAUCUGUCAUCAGAUCUGUGCUUUCCUUUUCUUCUUGUACUCCAGAAUUUUGACUGAAAGACCAAC
Meriones unguiculatus (Mongolian gerbil) is the source of this 1555-nucleotide messenger RNA. RefSeq names its product centrosomal protein 44 (gene Cep44). The record is from RefSeq and is a predicted model, not a curated record. Gene Ontology annotation, cellular component: centrosome; spindle pole. The coding region runs from base 187 to 1395 and encodes 402 amino acids. Lineage: Eukaryota; Metazoa; Chordata; Mammalia; Rodentia; Muridae. The transcript is spliced from 12 exons.